Molecule: messenger RNA, 477 nt
Organism: Lagenorhynchus albirostris (white-beaked dolphin)
Lineage: Eukaryota; Metazoa; Chordata; Mammalia; Artiodactyla; Delphinidae
Gene: OMP
Product: olfactory marker protein
Exons: 1
Coding region: 1-477 (158 amino acids)
Biological process (GO): sensory perception of smell; signal transduction
Cellular component (GO): cytosol; nucleus; neuronal cell body
Source: RefSeq, a predicted model, not a curated record
AUGGCGGAGGAAGAGCCGAAGCCGACCCAGCUGGACACGCCCCUGGUCCUGGGCGAGGACCUGACCAAGCAGCUGCGGCUGCGCGUGGAGAGUCUGAAGCAGCGCGGGGGGAGGCGCCAGGAUGGCGAGAAGCUGCCGCCGCCAGCCGAGUCCAUGUACCGCAUCGACUUCAUCCAGCAGCAGAGGCUGGACGUCGUGCUGGACAAGCCGGGCAGGGUCACCAUCACGGGCACCUCCCAGAUCUGGAUGCCCGACCUCACCAACCUCAUGACGCGGCAGCUGCUGGACCCCACUGCCAUCUUCUGGCGCAAGGAGGACUCGGAAGCCAUGGAUUGGAAUGAGGCCGACGCCCUGGAGUUUGGGGAGCGCCUGUCCGAGCUGGCCAAGAUCCGCAAGGUCAUGUACUUCCUCAUCACCUUCAGCGAGGGCGUCGAGCCUGCCAGCCUCAAGGCCUCCGUGGUCUUUAGCCAGCUCUGA